GGCACGGGAACGUGGUAGUGCGGACCUUGGGCUGGAGACAGACGGUCGCAUUCAAACAUUUCGGUUUCGGUUUCCCACAGAGCCGACUGUAUGAUCCGUGGCAUAGCAUAGAAGAAUAUGAAUGAGGACCCAAUCAUUCUCCUUGGAGAUCGUCGCCCUGCUGCUGCUCAUGCUCAUCCCGUGGCCCGGGCCCACGGUCUUUAAGAUCUCCUGCCCCAGGGACAGCGCCAGGAUCGUACGGAAGCUCGUCCAGAAGAAAUGGCUGCCGGUGCUGGAGAAGCGGUCGGUGAAGCUCGGGCUGGAGUGCCCGUUCCACCCGAGCCGGGACAUCUUCGGCGCGCAGCAGGCCGCCAAGCAGCAGCACCGGGCGUCGCAGUGGGCGUGCGCCUUCUGCGGCAAGAGCUUCUACACGGAGCGCCACCUCGACCAGCACUUCGAUAGCAGGCACCGGGACUCCAUCAACAUGGCGGAGGACGCGGUGUGCCUGGCGGACUACUGCGACGUGAUGCGGUGCGAGGUGCUGGCGGCGAGGGAGGCGCACGGCCCCAGCCUGGGCGGCACGGACAUCGAGGUGUGGCGGUCCAGCACGCACCAGGCCGGCAUGGCGCACCGCACCGCGCUGUCCGUGUCCGCGCCCCGCGACCUGGCGCGCGUCACCGCCUUCCCGUCACUCAAGGCGCCGCAGGGCCGCAAGGCACAGCAGCAGCAGCCGCCAACGCAGCCGCAGACGCCGCGGUGCGCGCCCAUACCGGGCGGCGGCGCGCGUGGGGCGACGGGCAGCCGGGAGCGGGAAGGCGACGCCCAGGGUGACGCCAACGCCACGGCCGACAUGUGCGACAAGGGGCAGACGCUGGUGGACUCGAGCGUGCCGCCCGCGCCGCAGCAGCAACAGCAGCAGCGGCUCAGCGAGAUGCAGCGCUUCAAGGCGGACUGCAAGCCCGAGGAGCUGAGCAAGCUCAAGACUCGUUGCGAGUUACUAGUCCGAGACUGCAUAGCUGGCUUACUAGUGAACCUCUCCGUGCAAGACUUCAAGGAGAUCGAAGAGGAGCUGAACCGCGCCUCCUGCUGGUACCUGACGUGCGACCGCUACUGGGAGGACUCCCCGCCCGAGGCGAGGGCCUCGCCCUGGACGCUGCUCGCCCUCAUGGGCGCCAUGCUGGCCGUGGGUGUGGUCGUCUGCUACUACAUCAUCUGGGUCCUUUUCGAUUCGUCGCAAGAGCCUUGGUGCGACAGUCCGGGGCUCGCCCCUCGAGACGCUCGAGACGGCCGAGGCCCCCAUGGGCCCGGUGGCCCCGGUGGCCCCGGUGGGUACGGCCCCUAUGGGCCGCAGGCGGCUCGCGGGCCCCACGCCGGCGACGACCCCUACGGCCACCCCAGCCACCCGGACGACCCCGUCCAAUACCACGGCGAGAUGGACGGCGACCAGUAUAUCUACGUCACGUACCCACCAGAACUCAAGCGCCGCCUGCUGGAGAGGCCCGCUCCGACCCAGCCGACGCCGGUCCCCACCACGGCGCACCAGUACCACCACCAACUCCACCAUCACCAAGUCUCGCAGCCCAUCAUGACCCCCAUCAUGUCCCACCACCACCACUACCCCAUGCACCACUCGCCGCACAUGUCGCACAUGCAGCACGCUGGCCCUCUCGCGGGCCAACUCGCGGGCCAGCACGCGGGCCAGCACAGCCCGCACGCGGGCCAGCACGUGCCGCGGGGAAGCCCCAUGGGCCGGGGAGCGCACCAGGCGCACCAGGGCAGCCCCAAGCAGCAAGAGCCCAACCCCUACGAGCGAGAGUGGCGAAUCUGAGGAUCUGAGUCGUGGGAGGGGAACGGGCGUUUGGGGUUCGGGGAUGGCGGCAGAGCCGGCUUUGGGCUUUGGGCCUGAACAGCGCCCGACUCCGGAGCGGGAAGUGCAGUCCUUUCCAAGAUUAUGCUUGUAAGCUUCUGCGGAGGGUCACCCCCUACCAACCCUGGAAGCUGAGGACCAGGAUACGGACUCGGAAACGCCCAGUCAGUCUAAUUCUCUAGAGUCGCGUUUUUUCAACUCGUGGCCCUCUGUUGUUGGUACGGUAACUUUUGCUCCCUGUUGACGGUUCGACGGUGAUUGCUGCCUGAGUGUGAUGACAGGCGAACAGCCAACCUAGUCAUCAUUUUUAAUUAGUAAUUAAUUUUUUUGGUCGGUGUCAUUACUGGAAAAAAGCUAGCAUGACAUUCGUGUGAUUCGGCAAUCACACGCAAUGUUGUAUUGAAUAUACUGCCUCAAAUGAGUGCAUUGGUUUCAUUGGACAUUUUUGAGAUUCUGAUUUCCCCUUUUUUUGCUAGUCACCAAGUUUUUUGGAAUUUGCCAGUAAAUUGAGAGCCUCAAUUCAAGGUUUCUCCAGCCUCUUUUCUUUAAGAUAAUUUUCCUAACUCUCUCACAAUUUGUUCAUAAAUUUUUAAAGGAAUUCAAGUGUUGUUUAAGUAUUGACAGGAAUGCUCAGUCCACAGUGUGACUACAAGUUAAUGCCUUAGAUUGUACUCCACGGCUGCAAGCCUUCAAUAAUGCAGCCAGUGUGUCUCUUCAUGUCCUGAGAGCUUUCAUAGAAUUUCAAGUUAAUACAGCAUAGAACUGAGUAUUAAUGAGCCAUCACGUUUUUGUAUCAUGUUUUCUACUGUCCCACAACUUUUCUUAAGGUUUGAACGCCAAUUUAGGUAUUUUGAGAUAACCUUGUCUGAAACAAGACAAAUUGAAAUGGAACCCACUCACUGGUUAUUUACUGUGUCAAAGCAUCAAGGUGCACUAUCACUGAAGCAUGUGUGAAUGCAGUGGAUCACUCUUCCAGUGAUGAGGAAUUUAUGUUAAUGAGUGUCUUUGAUCCUCUAAAUUACAAAUUCUGUUUUAGAACGCAAAUUUACAAUCCAUCUAAUUUGUUAAAGACGUGGUAGAUAAUUAAACCAGAGACUGCUAUUUGUUCAUAGACAUCCUCUUAUGGUAACAGCAUUAUUAAUGCAUGCAAGCUCAAGGAAGUGACUCAAAGAAGUAUUUUAGUUCCUUAGCAUAGUGAUUAGCAGCUCAAGUUGGAUAUUACUACAUAUGGAGAUUACCUGAGCACAAUAAAAUCUGACUUGGUAGAAAUCUUAAUGACUUAUUGUAACUCAUCAAGCAGUUCAGUUGUCACUUCCCAUUUUCUUACAGCUUUUUGACCAUGUAUGUACUGUAUUUUUUCUAAUGAAUUACAAACAUCUCAAUCGAUUAAUAA
Thrips palmi is the source of this 3239-nucleotide messenger RNA. RefSeq lists its product as uncharacterized. The transcript has 9 exons. Bases 122 to 1807 code for a protein of 561 amino acids. NCBI's taxonomy places the organism in Eukaryota, Metazoa, Arthropoda, Insecta, Thysanoptera, Thripidae. The record is from RefSeq and is a predicted model, not a curated record.